Messenger RNA from Parnassius mnemosyne (clouded apollo), 273 nucleotides. The record is from the annotation of a GenBank genome assembly. NCBI's taxonomy places the organism in Eukaryota, Metazoa, Arthropoda, Insecta, Lepidoptera, Papilionidae.
AUGAACGAAGAAAGAGUGACGAAGCAAAUUUAUCUUUCAGAAGUGAACGGCAAAGUCAGGAAGGGACGCCCUAGACGAAGAUUUAUCGACCAAAUCGGCGAUACAUUGAAAAUGGGCCAGAUUAGGAGUACCCUUAACCGACGAGCGUGUAUGCGUAAAUAUAUGGAUACAAAGAUAGAAAGACUGCGGAAUAGUGUAGUUAAAAAAGGACAGAAUAUAUUCUUGUACAACACGAGUGCGCGUCGCGUUACUUUUAUAUAUAUUGAAAUAUAG